Molecule: messenger RNA, 1946 nt
Organism: Eleginops maclovinus (Patagonian blennie)
Lineage: Eukaryota; Metazoa; Chordata; Actinopteri; Perciformes; Eleginopidae
Gene: ccn6
Product: cellular communication network factor 6
Exons: 5
Coding region: 55-1092 (345 amino acids)
Biological process (GO): cell adhesion; signal transduction
Cellular component (GO): extracellular matrix; extracellular region
Molecular function (GO): heparin binding; integrin binding
Source: RefSeq, a predicted model, not a curated record
CUGUCGUCCCCCCGCGCCCUCCUGGAGCUCACACAGACCUUCUCACUUAAAGAGAUGCUAUCGCUGCUCAGCCAUUCCCUGCUGCUCAUCCUUGCUCAACAGGUCUUCAGCAGGGCUCAGAACAAUGGGCAGCUGGCUGCUCGAGAUGGGCGGGCUGCGGCCGAGAGGCGGCAGUUCUGCCAGUGGCCCUGCAAGUGCAGAGAGAGACCCCAAUGCGCCCCGGGAGUGAGCUCGGUCCUGGACGGGUGUGGCUGCUGCAAGAGCUGCGCCAGGCAGAUCGGAGAUGCGUGUAACGAGAGGGACGUCUGUGACCCACACAAGAGCAUGUACUGCGACUUCUCAGCGGACCAGCCCAGAUAUGAGGUCGGAGUGUGUGCAUACCUGAUGGCAGUAGGCUGUGACCUGAAUGGGGCCCACUAUGAGAACGGAGAAGGUUUCCAGCCCAGCCCCCUCUAUAAGUGCACAUGUAUAGCUGGAGCCAUCGGCUGCACCCCUGCUUUUAUCCAGAAGCCAGCAGCACUCUUAGGCCCCGCCUCACUUAUGGGCAACAUGCCAGCCGGCCUCCGCAGUGGCCAGAGUGCAAAGAAGAACCAGCAGGACACUACCUACAUGUCAGCUUACAGGGAUCCUCCUUUAGCCUGGAAGAAGAACUGUCUGAUCCAGACCACCCCCUGGAGCCCCUGCUCCAAAACCUGCGGCCUGGGCAUCUCAUCGCGUGUCAACAACGAUAACGGCAAAUGUGAGAUGAGGAAGGACCGGCGCCUGUGCCUGCUGCGACUGUGUGAUAAAAGCCUGAUGAAGAGCGUUAAGGCGCCAAAGGGAAAGACAUGCCUGCCUAAAUUUCAAGCAAAGAAAGCGGAGAAGCUGACCCUCUCGGGCUGUACCAGCACCAAGAAGUUUAAGCCCACGUACUGCGGCGUCUGCACAGACAAGCGCUGCUGUGUCCCCAACAAGUCACGCAUGAUCAAGGUCAACUUCACCUGCAAGGGAGGCACCAACAUGCAGUGGAAGAUGCAGUGGAUAACGUCCUGUGUGUGCCAGAGGAAGUGCAAUGAUCCUGGAGACAUGUUUUCUGACCUGAGGUUACUCUAACUUAUGGAGCCUUCCAAACAGUUCAGGGACAAAGACCAAAGCUCAAACUGAGACUAAAACACCUGAUUUCUAAAGGAAGAACGGCUGGGAAUCAUUGAAUACAUGAAGAAGUAUUUGAAAGUUGUUAGUUCUGAAAAAUGGACAUGGCCAGUGCAGCAGACCGUAUUAUAACAGUCAUGGUGCCACACCAUGGCAGUUCAGGAUACAGUAUUCAUGUUGCUUAUCUUUUUUCAGAGGUUUUUAAUGGAGUCAUACAUAAAAAAAUGAUGAAAUAUAACAUUUAAAGGUAUAUACAAAAGAUGUGGUUGUGUGACAUCAUCAUUAUUCCGUAUAGCAUCACACAUAAUCAUUGUUAUAAGGAGACAGACAGAUUGAAACAAAGUGAACCUUCAUCUGGCGAUGUGCAGUCUGCGUGCAUCAGGCAUGAGUCUCCCCUUGGUGGCGUCCAGAAGUCGGUACUCUUCAAUCAGGGAGCUGAGAGAGACGAGGGCCUCAGAGAAGUGGCCCUGCUCCAUCCCUUCUACAUGCAAGUAGUGGUGUAAGUGAGCCUUAAAAAACAAAAAAGGUAUUCAAGUCUGAGGUAUAGUAAUCCUCACUUUAGACCGAGUCUAUUAAUCAGAAUCGUAGGUUUACACAUAGGAGGUUUGCUUUAGUAUAUGUGGUGCAUGCAAAGACACAAAGAAGAAUACGUAGCGAGAAAAACAAAAUAGUACUAUUAUGAAAGCUUUAAGAAAUACAGAUUUUAAGACUAUCAAAUUACCAAUAAAGACAAUAUUUACACAACAUAUCAUUUGAUGAAACUCAGCACAGUCAAAUAUAAUACAAUAUGAAAAGUGGAGAGCUGUGCUGAUUUA